Molecule: messenger RNA, 2796 nt
Organism: Tupaia belangeri chinensis (Chinese tree shrew)
Lineage: Eukaryota; Metazoa; Chordata; Mammalia; Scandentia; Tupaiidae
Gene: MPP3
Product: MAGUK p55 scaffold protein 3
Exons: 18
Coding region: 497-2347 (616 amino acids)
Molecular function (GO): protein binding
Source: RefSeq, a predicted model, not a curated record
ACUAAGACUCACAUCUCCUCCUCCUCCCUUACUUCAUUCUGUUGGCUCCCUUUGGGCUGGGGUUUGGGGAUGGGUUGGGAGAGGAGGGUCUUGUAGGGCCUGCCGGUACUUGUUGAAGUUGUGUCCCAGCAGGGGACUUGAGCAAGGCCUCUUAGAAGGUCAUGACUGUGGACGGGGAUGCUGCAGAGGGGCGCACCCACCGUCAGCCAGGAGACACUGCACCUCUGAAGCCAGCCGGGCAGAGCCGACCUGAGAGUGGAUUCUGAUCCACAAGUUACUUACUGAGCCCCUCCAAGCCUCGGUUUCUUCAUCAGUAAAAUGGGAAAACGAGUAUUUGUUUCUUGGGACUUUGUGCAGAUUAAGAAGAAAUGUCAGAUGAGAUCAUCCAGCAGAACGCCUGACAUAUUGGGGUCACUCAGCAAGUCUUAGUUUUAUUUCCUUCCUCUCCUCUCUUCUCUGUUGCCAACACAGUAGAUGUGUGAUUACUGUUCGUUGAAUGAAUAUGCUUGAUGGAGCUUCAGCACCAACCCCUCCACCCCCCUUUUCCCCAGAAUCUGCGGGGAGAGCUGGGGACCUGACAGGCUCAGGCAUGCCACUGCUCUCCGAGGACUCGGGUUUGCACGAAACCCUGGCACUGCUGACCUCUCAGCUCAGACCUGACUCCAACCACAAAGAGGAGAUGGGCUUCCUGCGGGAUGUUUUCAGUGAAAAAAGCCUCAGUUACUUAAUGAAGAUUCACGAGAAGCUUCGCUAUUACGAAAGGCAAAGUCCGACCCCAGUUCUGCAUAGCGCCGUGGCCCUCGCUGAGGAUGUGAUAGAGGAGCUGCAGGCCGCCUCCGUGCACAGUGACGAGAGGGAACUGCUCCAGUUGCUGUCCACCCCCCACCUCAGGGCUGUGCUCAUGGUGCAUGAUACAGUUGCCCAGAAGAAUUUCGACCCUGUUCUCCCCCCUCUGCCCGAUAAUAUUGAUGAGGAUUUUGAGGAGGAGUCAGUGAAGAUUGUCCGCUUGGUCAAGAACAAGGAACCUCUGGGUGCCACCAUCCGGCGGGAUGAACACUCAGGGGCUGUUGUGGUGGCCAGGAUCAUGCGAGGGGGCGCAGCAGACAGGAGUGGUCUGGUCCACGUUGGCGACGAGCUCCGAGAAGUGAACGGAAUCGCAGUCCUGCACAAGCGGCCCGACGAGAUCAGCCAGAUUCUGGCCCAGUCCCAGGGAUCCAUCACCCUAAAAAUCAUCCCAGCCACCCAGGAGGAGGAUCGCCUGAAGGAGAGCAAGGUGUUCAUGCGGGCCCUCUUCCACUACAAUCCGCGAGAGGACCGGGCCAUUCCCUGCCAGGAGGCAGGCCUGCCCUUCCAGCGCAGACAGGUUCUGGAAGUGGUGAGCCAGGAUGACCCCACGUGGUGGCAGGCCAAACGAGUAGGGGACACCAACCUCCGAGCCGGUCUCAUUCCCUCCAAGCAGUUCCAGGAGAGGCGACUAAGCUACCGGAGAGCCACGGGUACCCUGCCGAGCUCCCAGAGCCUUAAGAAGCCCCCCUAUGAUCAGCCUUGUGACAAAGAGACCUGUGACUGUGAGGGGUACCUCAAAGGGCACUAUGUGGCUGGUCUUCGGAGGAGCUUCCGGCUGGGCUGCAGGGAGAGGCCAGGGAGCUCGCAGGAAGGAAAGAUGUCUGCUGUAGCUGAGUCUCCGGAGCUGCUGACCUACGAGGAGGUGGCCAGGUACCAGCACCAGCCCGGCCAGCGGCCCCGCCUGGUGGUUCUGAUUGGGUCUCUGGGUGCCCGACUGCAUGAGCUGAAGCAAAAGGUGGUGGCUGAGAACCCACAGCACUUUGGUGUUGCCGUUCCACAUACCACCAGGCCCCGAAAGAGCCAUGAGAAGGAAGGGGUGGAAUAUCACUUUGUCUCUAGGCAAGCAUUUGAGGCCGACUUACAGCACAACAAAUUCCUGGAGCAUGGCGAAUAUAAGGAAAAUCUCUACGGGACCAGCCUGGAGGCUAUUCAGGCUGUUAUGGCCAAAAACAAAAUGUGUUUGGUGGACGUGGAACCGGAAGCACUGAAACAACUGAGGACUCCAGAGUUCAAGCCCUAUAUUAUAUUUGUAAAGCCUGCAAUUCAGGAAAAGAGGAGGACACCACCUAUGUCCCCAGCUUGUGAGGACACAGCAACCCCACUUGAUGAGGAACAGCAAGAGAUGGCCGCCUCUGCCGCCUUCAUCGACCAGCACUACGGGCACCUGGUGGACACAGUGCUGGUGAAGGAGGACCUCCAGGGGGCAUGCAGCCAGCUCACAGUGGUCUUGGAGAAGCUGAGCAAGGACACUCACUGGGUACCUGUUAGUUGGGUCAGGUAACUAUCCAGAUCAUCCAGGCUGCAGGGGACCUUCAAGACCAUCACGUGUGGCCACCCUCAUGUAAUCUUCAAGGAACCUCAGUGCAGAGAGGGUGGAAUUCUCCACAAACCGUCAUCAAGAAGAGUAUCUGUGGGAAGUCUUUUGUUUUUGUCUGUUGUUUUUCACUGCGCCCCUUUGGGUCAAGAAUUGAAAGGGGCAUAUCACAAAAUACCCAUUUCAUUCAUUAAAGUAUCGCAGGCAAGUUGACCCUGAUUCUUUGUACCAAAGUUAAGUAAUCACUGUCUUUUAGUGAUGGUAGUAGUUAACGUGUACAGUACUGAUUUGCAGAGAUGUUUAAGCUUUAUAAACAUAGCAAUUCUUCAUUGACUCAAUUUUGUUGGAAGCUAAGUUGUUUUACCAAGGGGAUUGUCCAUGUAACUGAAAUUCCUGUCUUCAAGCACUGAAAAUGU